Messenger RNA from Trichoderma atroviride IMI 206040, 3931 nucleotides. RefSeq lists its product as uncharacterized. Gene Ontology annotation, cellular component: endoplasmic reticulum membrane. Gene Ontology annotation, molecular function: Glc3Man9GlcNAc2 oligosaccharide glucosidase activity. The record is from RefSeq and is a predicted model, not a curated record. NCBI's taxonomy places the organism in Eukaryota, Fungi, Ascomycota, Sordariomycetes, Hypocreales, Hypocreaceae. Gene Ontology annotation, biological process: protein N-linked glycosylation; oligosaccharide metabolic process.
UAGCAAGGAUUUGAUAGUGUGUAUCUUGUUUUUGGGCUUCUUACAUCUUCUGUCUCUGUUGUAACCAUCGCGAUCAUCUCUAUCGUUGUGCCGGCGAGGACUCUCUCGUCUGUCGCCGUCUCGGCCUCUGCGCUGGUCUCUGCCGCCUCGGGUUCUGUCCCCUCCACGGUCUCGUCGGUGAUUAUCUGGUGAUGCGGAACGAUCAUUCUGGUUGUCGCGUCGGUCUCGCGAUCGUGAUCUGUAGUUUCGACGGUCUCGUCCCCGGUCACGGUCACGGCCUCUUCCUCUGUCUCGAGUGUCCCAGCCGCGCUCGCGAUCACGGUCUCGGUCUCGGUCUCGACCGGCGUUUCUGUCGCGGCGAUCUGAUUCAUCCCACAUUUGGCGGCUGUCGGGUCGCCUGGGUCGACGUGAGUCGCUCAUUGUGUGUAUUUUAUCUUGGUGUUUUAAACCAGAGGAAGAAUAAGAUGCGAAUUUCUUUGGUUGGGAGUAAUUGGGAUAUGACGUCGGGUAGUGUCGCAGCUAAAGUUUAGAAUCUUUUGGGCCAGGCUGAAGACAAUGGAAUUACAGGGGUAGGAGGCUGAAGUUGUGGCUGGGGUGGCUUAUCAGAGCGCCUUGAUUGGCCAUCUGGAGCUUUUAUCCGCUGUAGCUCAUCAGCCUUGCAUUCACCCACCAAGGACCAGCGCCACCGUGUUCACUCAGCAGGGCAGCUGUCUUUAGUGAGGAAGACAGCUCUUUCAUACCAUUGGUAUUUGUUUUUUCUUUUUUUUUUUUUUUUAUAAAGAGUAACUUCUGGUAAGAAAUCUCUUUGUAUAGAGCUGAGCUCUGAGAAACAAUCAUGGCGAGAUUCGCCCAAUUGCUGGCCUCAGCGGCGGCGCUGGUCGCUGGUGCCUCCGCUAUUGGCGAUGAAUCUAUCCUGAUCAACGAAAUUGGCCGCCUGAACAACCAGAGUCUGCUAUGGGGCCCGUACAAGCCAAAUCUCUAUUUUGGAGUGAGGCCGAGGCUGCCCCAAGGCCUGUGGACUGGUUUGAUGUGGGGGAGAGCUGAGGGGUACACGGAUAUCCAGCAAUUAUUCCGAUAUACAUGCGAGCAAGGCCAAGACAUUCAUGGAUACGGCUGGGAUGAGUUUGAUGCACGAACUGGUGGUGUUCAAACCAUACACGAUGAGGGAAACGGCCUUGAUGUCACUAUUUCUUUCAUUAAAGUGCCUGGAGGCAGCCAUGGUGGCAGUUGGGGCGCCAGGAUAAAGGCAACUGUCCGGGACGAUGCACCGCCUGACAGCAAUUAUCUGGUACACUACUACGUUGCUCAAGAAGAACUAGGUGAUCUUAUCGUCCAGGGCGAUGAUAAUGGUGGACUCGGGUUUGAGGGUGAUGUCACUUUCAAGGGUAGCUCCCACUCCUUAGGAGACUACAACGUCGUCAUCACCAAGGGAACCGGUAACCAUCCAACAUCUGAUCAUGAAAUAAGCGCUACUCGACGUGGAGACACUACAGUGGUUCGAAGCGUCAGCCUCGCGGCGAACGAUGUGUGGCAGGCCAAGCCAGCAGUGUUCCAAUUUAUGCAGGAUACCAUCAAAGAUAUGCAACAGGACUAUGACGAGGAGAAUUUCCCUCCGCCAUGGCAGAUUUAUCGAAUCAAGUCUCAGGCGGGCGGCGGCAAUGCUCAUGUCGUUCAAAAAGUCUUUGAGGGAGGAUUCGAAUUCGACAUCAUCUUCUCAUCAGCCUCUGCGGGUAAGGAGAUGACGAGCAAAGACAUCACUCGGGAGAUCAAGGUGGCUUCAGAAUCCUUUGGAGAGCGGUUCUCAAGUGUUUUUGAUUUGAAGGCGCCUUACACGGCUGAAAAGUACCAGAAGUUUGGCAAGAGCAUGUUUUCAAAUUUGAUUGGAGGCAUUGGAUAUUUCCAUGGCCACCAGUUGAUUGAUCGGUCUUAUGCGGACGAGUAUGAAGAAGAGAAUGAAGGCUUCUGGGAGGAUACAGCUGAAGCUCGCGCUCGCAAGGCCCAGCAGCUAGAAGGCCCGUAUGAGUUGUUCACAAGCGUUCCAUCACGACCAUUCUUUCCACGAGGAUUCUUCUGGGAUGAGGGAUUCCACCUCAUCCCGAUUGCUGAUUGGGAUAUCGACUUGACCCUUGAGAUUGUCAAAAGCUGGUACAACACCAUGGACAGCGAUGGAUGGAUUCCCCGUGAGCAGAUUCUUGGCCCAGAGGCAAGAAGCAAAGUGCCACCGGAAUUCCAAGUCCAAUACCCCCACUACGCCAACCCACCCACUCUGUUCUUGAUCAUUGAGGACUUUAUGGAACGCCUACGAAGCGCCAACGGCAGCGCACCCGCUGAAAAAGAGAAACUGUCUCAGGGACAUACCUUGUACAGUGCUCAUCUGGAUAACCUGGAACUUGGCGGAGAUUUCCUUCAAAAGAUUUAUCCUCUUCUCCGACGACAAUACGAUUGGUUCCGCAAGACACAGAGGGGCCAGAUUAAGGCAUAUGACCGAGAAUCAUUCUCUUCCAAGGAGGCAUACAGAUGGAGGGGCCGAACCGAGACCCAUUGUCUUACCAGCGGCUUGGACGAUUAUCCCCGGCCGCAGCCACCUCAUCCUGGCGAGCUCCAUGUUGACCUCAUGUCUUGGGUUGGAUUCAUGACAAAGUCGCUCAUCAGCAUUGCAGAUGCACUAAACCUGGCUGAUGAAAUUGAAGAGCUAAAGAAGAAUCUUUUUGCCAUCGAGCGCAACCUUGAUGACCUUCACUGGUCCGAGAAGGAAGGAUGCUACUGCGAUGCAAGCAUUGAUGAAUUUGAGGAGCACGCUCUCGUAUGCCAUAAGGGUUAUAUCUCGCUGUUCCCGUUCUUGGUCGGGCUGAUGCAGCCCGAUGAUGCCAAGCUGGGCAAGAUCCUUGAUCUGGUUGGUGAUGAAGACCACUUGUUUAGUCCUCAUGGGCUACGUAGUCUGAGCAAGCAAGAUGCUCUGUAUGGAACUGAAGAGAAUUACUGGCGCAGCCCGGUCUGGAUGCCAAUCAACUACAUGGCAUUGACGCAAUUAUAUAAAAUUGGCACCCAAGAGGGUCCCUUCCAGCGCCAAGCCAGGGGUUUGUAUAACAAGCUGCGCACGAAUCUGGUUGAUACGGUGUACAAGAGCUGGGAGGAGACGGGCUUCGCGUGGGAGCAGUACAAUCCUGAGACGGGCGCUGGUCAGCGCACGCAGCAUUUCACCGGCUGGACGAGCUUGGUGGUGAAGAUUAUGGCGAUGGAGCCGCUGGACGAGGCUGUGCACAUUAGAGAUGAGCUGUAAAUGUGAGUCUGGUUGAUGCCUUAGAGGAUAGACGAAUUGGAAUUGAACCGCCAUCUCGAUGAGACAUUGUUGCAGAAAAAGCAUUGGAUAAGAAAAUUGGACCUCGCAUCAUCCUAGGCCUGAGCGUGACUCUCAGCCCCGGAAAGAAGAUUAAGUGAGUUUGAUUGACGCCAGUUCUGGUUGAUGCCUUGGAGGAUAGACGAAUCGGCAUCGCCAUCUCAAUGGGAAAUUGUUGUAGAAAAGCCAUUGGAUGAGAAAACCGGACCUCGCAUCAUCCUGGACGUGGCGUCGACCCCUGAAAGAAGCUUCUAUGCGAGUUAAAAGGCUCUGUUCGUAAUCCUGCGGGAUGUAGGAGGUAAUAUGAGAUCAUUGGGCUCGUUGGGCUGCCGCGUAGAUGUACAUGGUCAGACGUGGCUGCUGCCCUUCAUCCCCGGGUUUAGCUACUCUGCACGCCUAAUUGGCGAUGCACGUCGACGUCGAUGGCAAUAACAUGGCCCGUUAUUAAAUGAGAUUGGCGAAUGCUGUGCGCCGCCAUUAUACGCAUGUUCGCAUCCUUAGCGGUGUGAUAUGCCCUGCAUCCCUUUUCUGCCAAGUAGAUGCGAACGACAUCCGUUGGUCAUAGAAGACCAAAAUUCAAUGCCAAAUCUCCUG